Molecule: messenger RNA, 426 nt
Organism: Aspergillus terreus NIH2624
Lineage: Eukaryota; Fungi; Ascomycota; Eurotiomycetes; Eurotiales; Aspergillaceae
Exons: 5
Coding region: 1-426 (141 amino acids)
Source: RefSeq, a predicted model, not a curated record
AUGUCUGUGGCGUACUCUUCCAGUAGGGUGUUGACAUGCCAUUACCCGAAGACUUCUCCUCUGCAUCGCUUCAAUGCCAAUAGCGAGAACCAUCGCUGCCAGGUGCUCCAUGUUUUCCAUCUUCCAGGGCCCGUAUCUCAUCAUCUUCAUGUGCUCUACCCCAUGCCUGAUGCCAACCUCCAAGUACCGCACCCAUGCAUUUUCGAAGCCGGCGAAUGUUCAAGACCGUUUCUGAAACGGCUCAGGAACCACGUUUCAUUUCUGUCGCCCCAAAUUAGCAUUGCUGCAUGCCUGGGAAUCGCGGUACAAGAGGGCUUACCAUGGGUAUCCACGGUCUACGCUUUCAUCGCUCCCAUGUCCAAGGAGAGUGGUAGAAUUCUUAUGGGCUGUCAGAUGGGAUACUGUUUCAAACAGAGACCGAUGUGA